AAAGCUUCAGCCUAGCCUCUUUGUUGCAAGUGUGGCUUACUGGCUGUGAUGGAAAACCUUUUUCUGCAGCUUAACAGUACAACUAUUCUACUGGGAACUGUUGGGAUCCUACUUCUCCUGUAUGUAUUUUUGACCAACUUUGAUCAUAAGAGAAAGGAGCCUCCGGGACCGAGACCACUGCCCCUGUUUGGCAAUUUGCUGCAACUAAAUCUGAAGUCAUUUCACAUGACACUUUAUGAGCUUUCCAAGAAAUAUGGAUCCGUGUUCUCAGUGCAUCUUGGACCCCAGAAAGUGGUGGUUCUGGCUGGAUACAAGACCGUGAAGCAGGCACUGGUCAACCAUGCUGUGGAGUUUGGAGAGAGAUAUGUCAGUCCAACUGGCCAUGACUUAAGUGGUUCACUAAGUAAUGGAAUAGUUUUUGGCAAUGGGGAAUCGUGGAAAGAAAUGAGGCGUUUUGCUCUGACCAACCUGAGAGACUUUGGGAUGGGCAAAAAAGCAGCAGAGGAUAAAAUCAUUGAGGAGAUUCAGUAUCUGUCCGAAGUGUUUGAUAGACACCAAGGUCAACCCUUCAAUACUGGCCAGUCAAUGAACUAUGCAGUCUCCAACAUCAUCAGUUCAAUUGUCUAUGGCAGCAGAUUUGAAUACAGUGAUGAAGAGUUUAGACUCAUGGUAGACCGAGUAAAUGACAACUUUAGACUUGCAGGUUCUCCUUCAGCAAAGUUGUUCGAUAUGUACCCGUGGUUAUUUCAAUGGACGAGCAACAGGAAGCGUCUCACGAGGAAUGUUACUGAAAACCGAAAUCAAAUAAAACGGCUGAUCGGACGUCUACAGGAGACCUUGAAUGUUCACAUGUGCAGAGGAUUUGUGGACUCGUUUCUAGCACACAAACAGAAGCUGGAGGAUUUAAAGAUUACGGAUUCACACUACAACAUGGAGAACCUGGUGUCGACUGUUAGCAACCUCUUUGCGGCUGGUACUGAUACGUCAGGAACUACACUGAGAUGGGGUCUGUUGCUCAUGGCCAAAUAUCCCCAUAUUCAAGACCAGGUCCAGGAGGAGCUGAGCAGGGUGGUUGGGAACCGUCAGGUGAGGGCAAAGGACCGGAUGAACCUGCCCUUCGCUGACGCCGUCAUCCAUGAGACGCAGAGAUUUGCUAAUAUACUUCCCGUCACUAUUGCUCACAAGACCAGCACAGAUGUGACUUUCCAGGGCUUUUUUAUAAAAAAGGGGACCACCGUGUUUCCUCUUAUGACAUCGGUUUUGUGGGAUGAGAGUGAGUGGGAGACCCCGCGCACCUUUAAUCCUGCUCAUUUCUUGGACAAGGACGGGAAAUUUGUCAAGAGAGACGCCUUGAUGCCCUUCGGUGCAGGACGCAGGGCGUGUCCUGGAGAAAGUCUGGCCAGGAUGGAGCUCUUCCUCUUCUUCACUUCCUUCCUUCAGCGCUUCCGUUUCACUCCUCCACCUGGAGUUAAAGAGGAUGAUCUGGAUCUGACUCCAGCUGUGGGCUUCAACCUCGCCCCUUCACCUCAUGAGCUGUGUGCCGUCAGUCGUGAGUGAAUUCAAAAUGAGUAGAUUAUUUAAAAAGUAACUACAGCUGCACAAUUCAAGCUGUAAGAAAAGCUUUACUCUACUUUGAAUAAUUUGGCAAAACAUCAAUGUGUUUGCAAAAGAAGAUAGUAGAGAUUGUUAUUGAUUCAUUAUACAUAUUGUAUGUUAUCUUUAUUAAUUUAUUGACUAUUGUAUUGCCAUGCUCUGCAAGAUCACUGAUUCUGAUUGGCUGUGGGGGGUCCAUUCAGCCCUUAUAAGGGAAAACAACUAAGUAAUUGCAAUAAAACUGUAGCUAGAAGAAUAUUGGCUAUUCAAAAAGCUAUCCCAGCCGUAAUCUAAAAAAAAACAACAGUUUUGUUAUCUAUUUAGUCUUGUUACAUAUGUUGUCUAUAUUGUGUUAUGCAAUUGAUUCAAUUUUUCAUUUUUUAAUUUACUGCUGUCACCUGUAUGCUGUUAUUGACUAUGACUAUUAAUAAAUUGUGAAACUCUGUAAAAACUUU
This is a messenger RNA of Gasterosteus aculeatus aculeatus (three-spined stickleback), 2048 nucleotides long. Its product is annotated as cytochrome P450 2K1. Gene Ontology annotation, biological process: xenobiotic metabolic process. The record is from RefSeq and is a predicted model, not a curated record. Gene Ontology annotation, cellular component: cytoplasm; intracellular membrane-bounded organelle. Gene Ontology annotation, molecular function: oxidoreductase activity, acting on paired donors, with incorporation or reduction of molecular oxygen, reduced flavin or flavoprotein as one donor, and incorporation of one atom of oxygen; heme binding; iron ion binding. NCBI's taxonomy places the organism in Eukaryota, Metazoa, Chordata, Actinopteri, Perciformes, Gasterosteidae.